Molecule: messenger RNA, 3444 nt
Organism: Thlaspi arvense
Lineage: Eukaryota; Viridiplantae; Streptophyta; Magnoliopsida; Brassicales; Brassicaceae
Source: the annotation of a GenBank genome assembly
UGCUUCUUCUUUCCUCUUCACCUCUAUAAAGGCUGCGACAUCAAAAUCAGGAGAGGUGACUCCGUUCUGCUUUUCCUCCAACAUCCUAUAGCAGAGCGAGCGGGAAACUGAAAAUUGAGGGAAGCAAGAGAAUUUCGAAGCUCGAUCCUAUCUGGGAUUUUGCUCUUGCUCACUCGAUUCCUCUCUGAAGUUCAUAUAGAAUCGAAACAUGGCGGUCGACCAAGAUCAGCAAUGGCUGCUCGGCUGCUUGACUGCAAGUCUUGACCCUAGCCAGGACGUUCGUUCUUUCGCUGAAGCUUCACUCACUCAGGCCUCUCUUCAACCAGCGCAUUAUGCAGGCUCCAGCAGUCUCUCUGGAUUUCCCUUUGUUAUUAUUGUGGAGUUCUUGACCUACUGUUACCUAGCUGCCGUCUUGUUAAAGCAGUUCAUUAAGAAACAUUGGCGAGAGGACGACGAGGCUUUUGAACAUCCUGUUGUCUCCAGUGACGAAAAGGCUCUUAUUCGAGGACUACUUUUGGGCUCACUUGAUGACUCUCAUAGAAAAAUCUGUACGGCCAUUAGCAUGGACAUAUCGUCAAUUGCCGCAUAUGAUUGGCCAGAAGAGUGGCCUGAGCUAUUGCCAUUUCUCUUGAAGUUGAUUAGCGAUCAAAACAACAUUAAUGGAGUUCAUGGAGCUUUGAGGUGUUUGGCUCUUCUCUCUGGUGACUUGGAUGACAAAGAGGUGCCUGCACUGGUACCUGUGUUGUUUCCUUGUUUGCAUGCAGUCGUUUCCUCUCCUCAGAGCUAUGACAAGUAUAUGCGAGGAAAAGCCCUUUCAAUUCUUUAUUCAUGUAUAUCUGUUCUUGGAGCAAUAAGUGGUGUGUACAAGACAGAAAUUGCUACUUUGGUGACUCCUCUACUUGAGGUUUGGAUGAAUCAGUUUUCACUUAUAUUAGAACGUCCUGUGCAACGUGAGGAUCCUGAUGAUUGGAAUUUAAGAAUGGAGGUUUUGAAGUGCUUGAAUCAGUUUGUACAGAAUUUCCCAUUUCUCAUCGAAACUGAAUUGAUGGCUAUUAUGAGGCCAUUGUGGCACACAUUUGAGUCAUCUCUACAAGUCUAUCUUCGAUCGUCAGUUGAAGGUGCUGAAGAUUCAUAUGAUGGAAGAUAUGAUUCAGAUGGCGAAGAAAAGAGUCUUGACACUUUUGUCAUCCAGCUAUUUGAGUUUCUAUCAACCAUUGUUAGCAGUAGAAGACUGGCAAAGGUCAUUGCCAGCAAUGUCCGGGAAUUGGUAUAUCAGACCGUCGCUUUCCUGCAGGUUACAGAACAACAGAUGCAUACGUGGUCCAUGGAUGUAAACCAGUUUGUAGCUGAUGAAGAUGAGGGUAGCUACAGUUGUCGUAUAUCGGGAAUACUUUUCUUGGAGGAAGUUGUCAAUACUUUUGGUAGGGAAGGGAUCAAUGCCGUUGUAGACGCUGCUGGAAAACGGUUCCUCGAGUCUCAAGGUGAAAAGACAGCUGGUUCUCCGACUUGGUGGAGAAUAAGAGAAGCUGCUCUCUUUGCUUUGACUUCACUUGCCGAUCAACUUGUUGAAGCUGAGGACUUGAGAACUGACCCUGCCAAUUUAGCUAAAUUUGUUGAGCAAUUGAUAAUGGAAGAUACUGGAAUUGGGUAUCAUGAAAUUCCUUUCCUUUAUGCCCGCAUAUUUACAGCAGUUGCUAAGUUCUCCUCUGUGAUCAACCCUGGAAUUCUUGAGCACUUCCUCAAUGCUGCUGUUAGAGCUAUUAACAUGGACGUGCCUCCGCCUGUAAAAGUAGGCGCAUGUCGGGCACUUUUGCAGCUCCUACCCGAUAUGAACCGUACAGUUAUUCUGCCUCAGAUCAUGAAUUUAUUUUCAUCUCUCACUGAUCUUCUCCAACAGGCUUCAGAUGAAACUUUGAUUUUGGUUCUUGAAACUCUUCAACAAGCAAUCAAGGCUGGCCAUGAAGCAUCAGCUUCAAUAGAGUCUAUUAUUUCUCCAGUGAUUCUUAAUGUGUGGGUAGCACAUGUUUCAGAUCCCUUUAUGAGUAUUGAUAUUAUUGAUGUCCUGGAGGCAAUAAAAAAUUCGCCUGGCUGCCUUCAUCCACUGACAUCAAGGAUUUUACCAUUCAUAGGACCAAUUUUAAAUAAGGGUGCCCCAGGUGAUAUAGUGAAAACUAUAUAUGACUUUUGCUUUGAUGCCGUCAUUCGUAUCAUACUCCACAGUGAGGACCAUAGUGAAUUACAGAAUGCUACAGAAUGUCUGGCGGCUUUUAUAUCUAGUGGAAGACAAGAGUUGCUCUCUUGGAGUGGUAACCCCGGUUUAACCAUGAGAAGUUUGCUUGAUGCAGCUUCUAGGCUUCUCAACCCUGAUCUGGAAUGUUCUGGAUCUCUAUUUGCUGGGAAGUACGUUCUGCAGCUCAUCUUGCAUCUUCCGUCAGAGAUGGCACCCCAUGUCCAGGAUCUGGUUGCUGCUCUUGUAAGACGGAUGCAGUCUGCUGAUAUUUCGGGAUUCAGAAGCUCGUUGCUGCUGAUUUUUGCCAGAUUGGUUCAUAUGAGUUUCCCAAACGUGGAUCAAUUUAUCAAUCUGCUUAUUAGCGUACCUGCUGGUGGCAAUGAAAAUUCCUUUGCCUAUGUAAUGACAGAAUGGACUAAACAACAAGGCAAUCGGGAGAUACAAGGGGCAUAUCAAAUCAAAGUCACAUCUUCAGCUCUGGCCUUGCUACUGUCCACUCGACAUUCUGAAUUCGCGAAGGUCAAUGUCCCAGGCACUCCGAUUCAGUCCAAUGGUGGCAUAAAGACGCGCUCAAAAGCUAGAUCUGCUCCUGAACAAUGGACCAUUAUCCCUCUACCCAUGAAGAUUCUGGCUUUACUAGCUGAUACAUUGAUUGAAAUUCAAGAGCAAGUUAUGGGUUGUGCAGAUGAGGAUAGCGAGUGGGAAGAAGUCCAUGAAGGAGACGUUGAAGGUGAGAAAGACAUGCUACAUUCAACUGGUGCCUCUCAAUCCAGCAAACCCUCAUAUGACCAACUUGAAGCAAUGGCUCGAACUUUUGAGAACCAAGAUGAUGAGGAUGGUGAUGAUGACUUACAUGUUACCGAUCCCCUUAAUGAGAUAAAUCUUGCAAGUUACCUGGCUGACUUUUUGUUGAAGUUUUCGAGUGGAGAUCGGCCUUUGUUUGACAAUCUUUGCCAGGGCUUAACACUUGCGCAAAGAAACGUGAUCCAUACGGUACUGAACCGCUAGGGUUGGCGUCAUAAUCCACAAAUUGUUUCUUUGAGUGUUUGUUUUUUUGUCAAUUGAUUGGUUCUUGGGGAUUAAAGAAGUGGUCGCAUCCCUUUUGUAAGAGUGUCAUUUUACAUAAAAUAUUCAUAGUAUUUAUUUAAAGGAAUUUCAAAGAAAGAAUAUCCUCCAGUUUCAUGUUUGAUUAUACAAAAAGCCCUCAGAAUUCA